UCACUCAGACUUUCUCUCUUGCAUCCUCACUGGUCCUCAAAGAUCAAAACAACCAUCACGAAGAUGAACAAGCCACUGCUCCUGCUGGUCGCUCUGACUUUCUGCUGUUGCAUCGUGUCUCUGCAUGGUUUUACCAUAAAUACCUGCCGCUGUAGAAAGACGACCAUGAGACCUGUUUCUGCUAAGAUGGUCAAGAAGAUUGAGGUGACUCCUGUUUCAGGACACUGCCCCCGAACUGAAAUCAUGAUCACUGUGAGGUCUGGUGCUAAGAUCUGUGUCAAUCCAGAGGCCAAGUGGUUUCCAGGCCUUCUCAAAACUCUGCAAAAGAAGAACACCGUCUCAACCACUGGGCCACGCACUGCUUCAACACCUAGCUUCUGAUCACACGGCAGAUCGAUUCCUCCCUUCAUCAGUCUGAAUUACUUGUAGCAAGCCUGUUGUAUUCAGCCCGAAUACAGUUUCAUUUUCUCGAGUGUUAUCCUUUGAUGACAAAGGUAUAAUUCUUAGAAAAUCACAUAAUCUAUAUGUGAUUGUUUUAUGCUUGAAAUUCUGAUAGAAUUGAUAAAAAUACCUUUAAACUGUGCCACCUUAAUAUUUGAAGAAGGUACUGAAGAAGAUUGUUGCACACCUUUCACUUUUUUAAGUUUGUAUCUGUUACUGUUGCAUUAAACGUGUGUAUUUGUACUUUUUAAUUAAAAAAAGAUUUUUGUAAUACCCACUGCUAUGACGUCAAUAUGUGUUGUAUCCCUGAAUUUUGACUUUUUUAAAAAACAAAAAUAAAGCACAGACAAGAAGA
Molecule: messenger RNA, 796 nt
Organism: Maylandia zebra (zebra mbuna)
Lineage: Eukaryota; Metazoa; Chordata; Actinopteri; Cichliformes; Cichlidae
Product: C-X-C motif chemokine 10
Biological process (GO): chemotaxis; defense response; immune response
Cellular component (GO): extracellular region
Molecular function (GO): chemokine activity
Source: RefSeq, a predicted model, not a curated record